AUGCAGCUCAGCAACCCCUCACUUGUGGCCGUUGCCACCGGUAUCGUUGGUUCGGCAUGGGCAUCUGGAGCCAUUGCCUCGGCUACAUUUAUGGGUGCUUCUGCUGCGGCGGCUGUCCCUGAGACUGCUGCUAGAACUUGGCUAGAACUGUACUCCCGCGGUGCUAAUAUCAUGCCCAAGGUUGCUGCUGUGACCUCGCUUUUCCUUAGCUACUCUGCUUAUGAAGCACGAAGACAAUCUGGAAAAUGGAAGGGCUAUGUGCUGGCUGUGGUGUCGGUCAUGGCCAUCGUACCCUGGACUCUGAUUGCCAUGAAGCGAACGAACGCAUCGCUUACAACCCAGGCUCAGGCUGGCCCUGCUGCUAACAAGGAAAAGGUUACAGCCUUAAUACGAAAGUGGAAUGCUUUGAAUUUGGUUCGCAGUAGUUUCCCACUACUUGGAACAGUAUUUGCGCUGCGCACGUUCUUGAGUAAUGUUAUCGUCGUCUAA
[Torrubiella] hemipterigena is the source of this 489-nucleotide messenger RNA. NCBI's taxonomy places the organism in Eukaryota, Fungi, Ascomycota, Sordariomycetes, Hypocreales, Clavicipitaceae. The record is from the annotation of a GenBank genome assembly.